AUGCUCACUGCAUCUGCAUCUUACACAUCUUCUGGUUUUCUUUCAGUGGAUGGCUGCAUUGACUGGUCAGUGGAUCUCAAGACAUACAUGGCUUUAGUGGGUGAACCAGUCCGAGUGAAAUGUGCCCUUUUCUACAGUUAUAUUCGCACCAACUAUAGCAUGGCCCAGAGCACUGGGCUCAGGCUUAUGUGGUACAAAAACAAAGGUGAUUUGGAAGAGCCCAUCAUUUUUUCCGAAGUCAGGAUGAGUAAAGAGGAAGAUUCAAUAUGGUUUCACUCAGCGGAAGCACAAGACAGUGGAUUCUAUACUUGUGUUUUAAGGAACUCCACAUAUUGCAUGAAAGUGUCAAUGUCCUUGACUGUUGCAGAGAAUGAAUCAGGCCUGUGCUACAAUAGCAGGAUCCGCUAUUUAGAAAAAUCUGAAGUCACAAAAAGAAAGGAGAUCUCCUGCCCAGACAUGGAUGACUUUAAAAAGUCCGAUCAAGAGCCCGACGUUGUAUGGUACAAGGAAUGCAAGCCAAAAAUGUGGAGAAGCAUAAUCAUACAGAAAGGAAAUGCUCUCCUUAUUCAGGAAGUUCAGGAAGAAGAUGGAGGAAAUUAUACAUGUGAACUUAAAUAUGAAGGAAAACUUGUAAGGCGAACAACUGAAUUAAAAGUUACAGCUUUACUCACAGACAAGCCUCCGAAGCCAUUGUUCCCCAUGGAGAAUCAUCCGAGUGUUAUUGAUGUCCAGCUGGGUAAGCCUCUGAACAUCCCUUGCAAAGCAUUCUUCGGAUUCAGUGGAGAGUCUGGGCCAAUGAUCUACUGGAUGAAAGGGGAGAAAUUUAUUGAAGAACUGGCAGGUCACAUUAGAGAAGGUGAAAUAAGGCUCCUCAAAGAGCAUCUUGGAGAAAAAGAAGUUGAGUUGACGCUCAUCUUUGAUUCAGUGGUGGAAGCUGACCUGGCGAAUUAUACCUGCCAUGUAGAAAACCGAAAUGGACGGAAACAUGCCAGCGUUCUGCUGCGUAAAAAGGAUUUAAUCUACAAAAUUGAGCUUGCCGGGGGCCUGGGAGCUAUAUUCCUCCUCCUUAUACUGCUAGUAGUCAUCUACAAAUGCUACCAUAUUGAAUUGAUGCUCUUCUACCGACAGCGUUUUGGAAGUGAUGAAACUGCUGAUGACAACAAGGAGUAUGACGCCUAUCUCUCUUACACAAAAGUGGACCAAGAUACUUUAGACUGUGACAAUCCUGAAGAAGAGCAGUUUGCUCUUGAAAUACUGCCAGACGUCCUAGAAAAACACUAUGGAUAUAAACUCUUCAUCCCAGAAAGGGACCUGAUUCCAAGUGGAACAUACGUUGAAGAUCUCACAAGAUGCAUUGAGCAAAGCAGAAGACUUAUUAUCGUGCUCACUCCAGACUAUAUUCUCAGACGGGGAUGGAGUAUUUUCGAACUGGAAAGCAGACUCCAUAACAUGCUAGUCAGUGGAGAAAUCAAAGUGAUUGUGAUUGAGUGUACACAAUUAAAAGGCAAGGUGAAUUGCCAGGAAGUGGAAUCAUUAAAGCGCAGCAUCAAACUUCUGUCCCUGAUCAAGUGGAAGGGACCCAAAAGCAGCAAAUUAAAUUCUAAGUUUUGGAAGCACUUAGUAUAUGAAAUGCCCAUCAAGAAAAAAGAAAUGCUAUCUCGGUGCCAUGUUCUGGACUCUGCGGAACAAGGCCUUUUUGGAGAACUUCAGCCUAUCCCCUCUAUUGCCAUGACCAGUACCUCGGCCACUCUGGCGUCAUCUCAAGCUGACCUCCCGGAUUUCCACCACUCAGAUUCAAUGCCAAUGAAGCACUGUUGCAGAGGGUAUAAGCACGAGAUGCCAACCACCAAUUUGCCAGUACCUUCCUUAGGCAACCAUCACACUUACUGUAACCUGCCUCUGACACUACUCAACGGGCAGCUGCCCCUUAAUAACACCCUGAAAGAUACCAAGGAAUUUCACAGGAACAGUUCUCUGCUACCUUUAUCAUCCAAAGAGCUUAGCUUCACCAGUGAUAUUUGGUAGUGAAAAAAUUGGAAUUUCUCUGAACAGCUAUCUGAGCAUACAGAAUUUCUGCUAUACCAACCAUACAUAAAGUACACCUAGGAGAAAAUGAGGUGCUGGAAAAGGGCACAGAAGAAAAAGGCACUUGAAGAAAAAGGCACAGAAAUUGCUUUUGUACUUAAAUAUUUUUGUUUACCUUUCCAGAACCGUGGGGGGAAAGAAAGACCUGCUUUUGUAGUAUGGCACCUUGUUCCAAUGUACAGUUUUGAUUUCUUCCUGAAAACCAAAAUUUUCAAAUCCUAUUGUUUUAGAGUAGCUUUUAGGAGACCACAUAUACUGCAAGCGUAGGAGGUGAGCUCUAGUCCCCAUAUUUAUGAAUAUUUCAGUAUUUAUAUGGUAUCUGAAAUAAGGAAAACUUAAAGACUUUAAUAGUAUGUGAAAAUUCUGAACUAACUUUAAGGGGGAAAGAGAAUUUCCGUAUAUAGUUCAGAAAAAUUAGGGAAUUAUCAAGAAAUGUUAAGGCACUCCAGUUGGAAGAUUGGAGAGGAAGAUUGGUUGAGAAAAAAAAAAAUGUGGUUGAAACAUUUAGAGCUUCCUUAACAUAAUGGACAACUUCUGUAGACUAAAUCAACAGCUCAUAAUAAAUAGCUUUUAGUUUUAUUAGGCAAGCACAUCUCUUGUAGGCAAACUGGUAGGUAGAUAAACAAUGUUCAUUUCUUAAGCAAAUGAAUAGGUAGGCUGUGAGCUCUUUCAGGAUGAUUUUGAACAAUGCUUGUGGCUUUCUGUCAUUUCAAAAGUUUUAUAACUUUGAAAACACAUUUGGAAGUGUACAUUUUAUUGUUUGCUAACAAAUUCACAUUUGUAUUUUUGACCAAACGAUCUCUUGACCUGCUGAGAGUAAGAUGCAGACAUCUUUCUGCUUUUGUUUCGACAUCAUUGGAGUUUGAAUUUAAAUACAUAUUGACUGCAAGUGUCAGCAAUUGGAAAGCAGUAAUACAAUAAUAUUCACAGAUGAAGUGCUAAAUGCUUCAAGUUUACUAGCAGUAGAGCAGCAAUUGCAGAGAUUCUCAUCUGUAAUGAAGCUGUGAAACAGACUAUUCUGUACAUACACAGUGUCUGCCUGGUCAUGUGUUCAGGGUCCUACAGGAAUAUCUCUAUUCCCAGUACUUCAAAGAGUAUAUUGGAUGGACUGAACUUCUCCACCCUCUCGUAGUGACUGUCCCAUACCAGAAAAUCCCUGUGAAUACGAUAUUGCUGAUGUGCUAUAAGGAAUGUGCCCUUCUCCUAGUAUUUAUUGUGGAUUACUGUUUGUGUUCUUUCUAAUUAGUCAAAUUAGGUGUGCUCUCAGCCUAGAUGCCUGUGGGUAUCCAUUGUUAUCGAGGUUGAUUCUGAUAUUUUGCAAAUGGUUCUUUCAAUCAUGUUCUUAGACAAAUAGAAACAAAGACAAACGUACACAGUGUGUAAAAAUUAAGAAUUUGCCCAGCUCCUGUAAUCGUGAAGCCCAAAUGUAUAAGAGAACAUUAGAUAAGAUGCUUUAUUUCGUUAAACAUCUUGUCACUAUUGAUUCUUUGUGAUCCGUGAGUUUUGUUCCAAGUACUUGUUUCUCAGUUGCUUUUCUUAGUCCAGCCAUUCAGAAAAUGCAUUAUGCACCAGCAGUACAUGAAAGCUUAGCAGUGCUCCAUGUUCAUUUCACCGUGGGACAAUCAGUUGCUCCUUUGAGAAAUCCUGUUCAACACAUGUUGGUGUUUCAUAGAUGUCUUUUUUCCACUGAGAAAGGUGAUUUCGUUCUGUAAAAAGUCUAAGUAUUUCAAAAUGGAAAUUGAUCAAUUCUGAAGUGUUUUUCAAGUGUUACAAAAUUGUAUUUACUCUGGUUGUUCUUUAAUGCUAUGUGUAAUUACUAAAUGAAUAAUCUGCAUGAACUGAGUAGUCUGUGUUUAAGUGACCAAUUGUACUUUUUAUUAUUUUAUUUUUCACAGAAAUCUAGAUUAAUUCAAAUAGAAUGUUCAGUGGUAUUUUUAAACUAAUAGUUCUGUAUUGAGCAUGCCAGUUCUGAAAAUAUAACGUGGGUCUCUCUGCUUCCUUUAUUUACAAUGAUUAAA
Molecule: messenger RNA, 4103 nt
Organism: Nycticebus coucang (slow loris)
Lineage: Eukaryota; Metazoa; Chordata; Mammalia; Primates; Lorisidae
Gene: IL1RAPL2
Product: interleukin 1 receptor accessory protein like 2
Exons: 9
Coding region: 1-2025 (674 amino acids)
Biological process (GO): signal transduction
Molecular function (GO): interleukin-1, type II, blocking receptor activity
Source: RefSeq, a predicted model, not a curated record